Messenger RNA from Fusarium venenatum, 990 nucleotides. RefSeq names its product flavoprotein-like protein. NCBI's taxonomy places the organism in Eukaryota, Fungi, Ascomycota, Sordariomycetes, Hypocreales, Nectriaceae. Gene Ontology annotation, molecular function: oxidoreductase activity, acting on NAD(P)H, quinone or similar compound as acceptor. The record is from RefSeq and is a predicted model, not a curated record.
AUGCGUUUUUUCUACAACACCAUCAGAACUCACCCUUUUCCACGCAUCAACCCCGUGGCCAUCCAUAUUCAACAACGCUUAUUCUCUCGAACAACUCAUAAUUUUGGCAUUAAGAUGAACGGACACGGAGACUUGAACAAUUCCCAUGCUGGAAGAACAGCGGUAGAAUUUGCCGUUGAUCCGUCGGUCAGAAAUAAGACCCUCGCCAUUGACCGCGACCAAGAUGACGCUGCAGUUCGCCAGCAAUAUCGUCCUUUUCUCUUCGAUGGAGAUAUGGCUGCUGACGAUUGGAUCGCCGAAUUGGAACUGAGUACAGCACUAAAGAUGGUGCAGUCAGAGAUUAUGGAAAAGAAACUUGAUCGUCUUCGAAUUCUUGUUCUUUAUGGAAGUCUUAGAAGUCGGUCAUACUCACGUCUUCUUGCCCUUGAAGCAUCACGUAUUCUCUUCCGCCUGGGUUGCGAUGUGCGAGUAUAUGACCCAGCCGGUCUACCCCAGAAGGACGAUGUUCAACAUAACCAUCCCAGGGUUCAAGAACUGCGGGAGCUAAGCAAAUGGAGUGACGGCCAUGUAUGGAUUAGUCCAGAGCAACAUGGUAACUUGACUGGUAUCUUUAAGCAACAAAUCGAUUGGAUUCCUCUAUCAACAGGCUCAGUACGUCCAACCCAAGGAAGAACUCUGGCUGUGGCCCAAGUCAGUGGUGGGUCCCAGUCCUUUAACUCUGUGAACUCACUACGUAUCCUUGGACGUUGGAUGCGCAUGUUUGCCAUUCCCAACCAGAGCUCAGUACCCAAAGCGUACACCCAGUUUACUCCCGAGGAGGAGGGAAGCCGUAUGAUGCCUAGUUCCAACCGCGAUCGUCUCGUUGACUGUAUGGAGGAGCUCGUCAAGUACACCAUUGUCAUGAGACCUCACUUCGAUCUCUUUGGUGAUCGGUUUAGUGAGCGAGAGGAAAAAAGGGUCAAGGAGGUGAAGAAGCAGGAAGAAAACUAG